AUGAUGGCUCCAUCAGCAGCACAGACCGAAGAAGGGGACUUUAAGGUACUAAGUCUCAAGAAUUAUAAAGACCUUGACACGACCACCUUUGAGCAAAUUCUAGAAAUGGACGAUGACGAUGACAGGGAGUUCAGCCGGGGUUUAGUAUACAGCUUCUUCAAACAAGCAGAAACCACCUUCGUGAAGAUGGAGUCAGCCCUCUCUGAGAAAGAUCUUUCCGAGCUGUCUGAGCUAGGCCACUUUCUCAAGGGCUCAUCGGCCACCCUGGGCCUGACCAAGGUCAAGGAUGCGUGCGAGAAGAUCCAGAACUACGGCCAACAGAAAGACGAAUCUGGAAUCAACCCCGAGCCCGACAAGAACAGGUCUCUGGCCAACAUCAAGAAAGCCUUGGUGGACGUAAAGCACGACUACAAAGAAGUUGUUAAAGUUCUCAAGAACUUUUACGGAGAUUCGGAUGCGGCUGAAUAA
Molecule: messenger RNA, 468 nt
Organism: Arthroderma uncinatum
Lineage: Eukaryota; Fungi; Ascomycota; Eurotiomycetes; Onygenales; Arthrodermataceae
Exons: 3
Coding region: 1-468 (155 amino acids)
Biological process (GO): phosphorylation; phosphorelay signal transduction system
Cellular component (GO): nucleus; cytoplasm
Molecular function (GO): histidine phosphotransfer kinase activity; protein histidine kinase binding
Source: RefSeq, a predicted model, not a curated record